AUGUCCGAUUCGAAGUCAUCGUCGUCCUCGCCUCGUCCUCUCGCACCGGCUCCUGGUCAACCCCCCAGACGAACCAGUUCUAGCGACGAUGUAGUCCGCGGGCGGAAACACAAAACUACCGCUUGUAGGGCGUGUAAGCUGAAAAAGCUCAAGUGUCGAGGGGAUCCACCGUGUGAGCAUUGCACUCUCAAUGGCAUUGAAUGUGUGGUUGAUGAGAUGGCGGAUAUGCGUCGAAAGUUAGCCAUGAAGCGGAAGCUGGAUCGACUUGAACAAGCGGAGGACACCUUGCUACACCUAAUAGGUGCCUUGCGAGGGAGUGAGAAUACACGCAUUGCACAACUACUGAACCUCAUCCGGAGUAAUGCUUCCUUUGAUGAAAUUGCAGUGUUCUUGGAGCAACAGUUUUCUCGCGCGGAGAUCGAAAGAUCACCCGAGCUGCGUGAGUUCCGGAGUCAGCUCUCCCGACCAUCAGACGAAGACGACGACGAUGGGAACGAGGGGACUGCACCUCGAAUUCCCCGGCGGAUGCUCGAAGUGCGCCGCCUCGCCGAUAUCCCCGUGUACAAGGUUCCCGCGAAGCCUUGGACGACAGUCACAGACGAUGACGAUCUAGUGUCACACUUGGUGUCCUUGUGGUUAACAUGGACUUACCCCUGGUUUGACUGGCUAGAUAAGGAUGCCUUCAUUCGCGAUAUGCAGGCAGGGAAUUUGAACUGCCGGUUCUGUUCGCCAUUUCUGGUGAAUGCCAUCCUCUCAGAGGCGAGUGUACGUAGCGUAUAUUAUUCCGACUACGCCGAAGUCUUUACCGUCCCCGGCGAUAUGUUCUCUCGCGGCGACCACUUCUACGAAGAGGCCCGUCGAUUACUCGAAGCAGAGGAGGAAGAGGUGCCAAGCAGUAUACCGACUAUACAAGGCCUUCUUGUGCUAUUUAUACGGUCGGUCUGGGUGACUUCCCGUGAGGGUUCUUGGCUAACAUAUUCCAGGCUUGUUUUGAUGGGUAAAGAUCGCGUGGGAUGGAUGUAUAUGGACCUUGCUAUGCGAGCCGCGAAGGAGUAUGCUUCUUCGCACCCGCCUCUUCCUAUCGACACGGAAUCGGUGCGGCAGAUCGAGAGCGUGGUCAACCGAACAUUGUGGGGAGCUUACAACAUAUCUUCGACGGCCGCGGUGUCCUUGAUGAAACACAUAGAUGUCACCCCCCCUCCGCGACCGCGUGUGCCUAUCAACCAUGACGAUCGUCUCGAUGUAUGGUCUCCCUAUCCUCAGCUAGUGCAGCCGGUGCGCGGUCACCAUAAUUGCGUAUUCGACCGGUGGUGUGACUUUUCUUUCAUCACGCUCCGAAUCAGUAGAGCUCUACAUGACCCUGACAACAGUCCGCCUCAAUGCGAGAUCCCCGCCAUCAUCAAUGACAUAUACCAGCAGCUACAGGGUUGGUACGCGAACUUACCGGAAUGUCUACGCCUGGAAAAUGCGAAUGUACCACAUAUUCUUAGCUUACACCUGUUCUACCACACAAAUGUCAUGCAAAUCUUUGGAUUCCUCCAAUCAAACAGCGGCGAAGCUAUAACCCCGGAGACUGCGAAGAACGCCAAAGACCUCUGCCUCUCAACCGCUAGACGCAUCGCUCAGAUCCUCAGUAUCCACCGUGAGAAAUGGGGCAUCGACCGUCUCGCUCCAUCCACCGUCCAAUGGGCCAGUAUCGGUCUCUUCACUCUUCUCGAAGCCCUCGACUCACUUGAAAAUCGGAAAGCUUUCACUGAGCUUUGUAUUUUUGCGCGGGCUUUAUCCCGACGCUUCGGUCUCGCCAAGGGCAUUCUUCGCAUGAUCCAGGUAACCGCACAGCAGACGGAGGUAUCCUUGCCGCCGGAAACAGACGCCCUAUUCUUGGACUUCGAGACGCAGACUUGGCGCAAUCGGGAUUCGCAAUCGUUCAGCAGUUUCUAUCCACACUUUUCGACAGUAAUCCGACAGGGAAAGGUUCGACAAUCCGACGUGAGUAUGGAUCGGUUUUUGGAGAAAUGGGAUAAUCUUGAUAUUGGCGACGGACCACCCCGGAGGGAAGAGGAAGAGUGA
Molecule: messenger RNA, 2070 nt
Organism: Aspergillus oryzae RIB40
Lineage: Eukaryota; Fungi; Ascomycota; Eurotiomycetes; Eurotiales; Aspergillaceae
Product: Zn(II)2Cys6 transcription factor
Exons: 5
Coding region: 1-2070 (689 amino acids)
Biological process (GO): regulation of DNA-templated transcription
Molecular function (GO): DNA-binding transcription factor activity, RNA polymerase II-specific; zinc ion binding
Source: RefSeq, a predicted model, not a curated record